This is a messenger RNA of Fonsecaea nubica, 426 nucleotides long. Its product is annotated as histone H2B. The transcript is spliced from 3 exons. Gene Ontology annotation, cellular component: nucleosome. Lineage: Eukaryota; Fungi; Ascomycota; Eurotiomycetes; Chaetothyriales; Herpotrichiellaceae. The coding region runs from base 1 to 426 and encodes 141 amino acids. Gene Ontology annotation, biological process: nucleosome assembly. The record is from RefSeq and is a predicted model, not a curated record. Gene Ontology annotation, molecular function: DNA binding; protein heterodimerization activity; structural constituent of chromatin.
AUGCCUCCAAAAGCUGCUGAGAAGAAGCCCACCACUGGCGGCAAGGCCCCAGCUGGAAAGGCUCCCGCUGCCGAGAAGAAGGAAGCUGGCAAGAAGACUGCCGCCGCUCCCUCUGGUGACAAGAAGAAGCGAGGCAAGACACGAAAGGAGACUUACUCUUCAUACAUCUACAAAGUCCUCAAGCAAGUCCACCCUGACACUGGUAUCUCCAACCGCGCCAUGUCUAUCCUGAACUCUUUCGUCAACGACAUCUUCGAGCGCGUCGCCACUGAAGCCUCCAAGCUUGCUGCUUACAACAAGAAGUCCACAAUCUCAUCCCGAGAGAUCCAAACGUCCGUCCGAUUGAUCCUGCCGGGUGAACUUGCAAAGCAUGCUGUGUCUGAGGGCACAAAGGCUGUCACCAAAUACUCGUCUCAAAGCAAGUAA